Molecule: messenger RNA, 1080 nt
Organism: Metschnikowia bicuspidata var. bicuspidata NRRL YB-4993
Lineage: Eukaryota; Fungi; Ascomycota; Pichiomycetes; Serinales; Metschnikowiaceae
Gene: URA4
Product: dihydroorotase
Exons: 1
Coding region: 1-1080 (359 amino acids)
Biological process (GO): pyrimidine nucleotide biosynthetic process; 'de novo' pyrimidine nucleobase biosynthetic process
Cellular component (GO): cytoplasm
Molecular function (GO): dihydroorotase activity
Source: RefSeq, a predicted model, not a curated record
AUGACCGAAAUCGACCUUGGCAUCACUGCGGAUAUGCACGUGCAUCUCCGCGAUGGAAAAAUGAUGGAACUUGUCACGCCCACCGUCAGACAAGGCGGAGUGUCUGUUGCCUACGUGAUGCCCAACUUGGCGCCGCCCGUCACAACGCUUGAACGCGUGCAACGUUACAGAAAGGACUUGCAGGCACUCGCGCCAAAAACGACGUUUCUCAUGAGUCUCUACUUGUGCAAAGACUUGACGCCCGAGUUGAUCCACGCGGCGGCUAAAGCGGGCGCCAUCCACGGCGUCAAAUGCUACCCUGCGGGCGUGACCACCAACUCGUCUGCAGGCGUCGAUCCAAACGACUUCACGCCAUUUUACCCGGUCUUCGAGGCCUUGCAGGCCGAGGACUUGGUGUUGAACCUCCACGGCGAGAAGCCACCAGUCAAGGACGGCGACAUCCAUGUGCUCAACGCCGAGCCGGAGUUUCUCCCCGCGCUUGUGAAAUUGGCCCGUGACUUCCCCAAGUUGAAGAUCAUUUUGGAGCACUGCACCACCAAGGCCGCUGUGGACACAGUCCGCAAGCUCCACCAGGAGAACCCGGCUUGCAGGGUGGCAGCCACCAUCACUGCACACCAUCUUUCGCUCACCAUUGACUCGUGGGCCGGCAAUCCCAUCAACUUCUGUAAGCCUGUAGCCAAGCUUCCUGCAGACAUGCGUGCCUUGGUGGACGCGGCCACCAGUGGAGAGCUAUACUUCUUCUUCGGCUCGGACCUGGCUCCUCACCCGAUUGAGAGCAAGGCCAAACACGUUGGCGUAUGUGCGGGUGUGUACACGCAACUGCACGCCAUUGCGUAUCUAGCAGAGGUCUUCGAGUCUGCUGGCAAGUUGGAACAUCUCGUCAAGUUCGUGUCUGAAAACGGAAAAGCCUUCUACGGCAUCAAAGACGCCGACUUGGUCAGCAAGGAUCGGGCGGUGUUGGUUGCGAGAGAAAACCAGGUGCCGGAGGAAAUCGGGAACAGCUCGCUCACCGUGGUGCCUUUCAAGGCUGGUGACAACUUGAAGUACGCCGUUGAAUGGAGGGAGUGUGGAGAGCAGUAA